AUGCGUAACUUCAAUAAUCUUCUUCUCGCGGGCGCCGCUCUGUGGAGCUCUGCAUCCGCCUCUUCCCUUGACGUUUCCGAUAUCAGGAAACUCGACUUGCACCACGAUAACCUCAAUAACAACACUCGUCUCGACUGCUACCGCGAGCAAGAGUGCAAGGACAUUCGCACAUAUGAGUGUAAGACAGGCUAUACCAACGUCGGAUUCUCCAGAGACAGCUGUCAAGGGCCUGACUUUGCAAAUCCGAUCUGUUGUAGCACAAGAACCACCAACCGCUUCGGAGUAGACCAAGACGGGAAUAAGAAGAAAUGUAUGUGGCGCGGCACCGGCCCGAACUGCAACGGCGCUGGAGCCCCAGGCGAAGUCGUCUUGUUCAAGUCCGGCAACGGCGGAGGCCCAUCUGAGUUCGGUGAAGUAGACGACAAGCAGUGUUCUACAGGCUACAAGUACUUCACGUGCCCCCUGCCCGAGUGGGAGGGCCUCACGUCCACCUGUCGAUGGACUGACUGCCAAGGCCACUGCGACGCCGACGAGACGGAAGUCGCCCACGCCAACGACAUGUACGGCAGGUGCCCGCACCAGGGCGUCAGGCGAGGUCUGCGGUACUGCUGCAAGAACGCCAGGAAGCCGCUGUCCAACUGUCACUGGGUUGGCCAGGGGCACUGCGAUGAUAAUACGUGUAGUCCGGACGAGGUCACUGCUGCGAGGAACCUUGUUGGCGAUCAUCUCAGCUGCAAAUAUGGUCGUGAGAAGUCGCUCUGCUGUACCCCUGAGAUGGAGGCGCUGGAGCCGGUUGAGCCUCCUGCGAAUCCAACUCCGACUAAUGUGAACCAGUCGGACGAAACUUCAACAUCCAUUGCCAUCGUCAAGAUGUCUGACUACUUCUCCUUCAUCGACGUCGACAAGCUUGCCGCUGAUAUGAGCGGCGAUUUCCCUGGUAUCGACUUCGACUUCGACAAUUUCGACGUCACGAACUUCCCUGAUGCCGGCGACCAGAAUUACCAGAACCACGCUCCCGAUCAGAUGCCAGGCAACUUCACCUUGACUGAAGCGGGAGAUCUUCCUGCCGAGCUGGGCAACAUUUCUGGCGAACCGUCUGCCUUCUGGGACCCAUUCAGCCUCCAAGCGCCAUUGGCCGAGACAAGUCACACGACGGACAUGUUCAACGCGUCUUACAUGGACGGGCUUGAAUCCGUUGGCUGUGGUAUCGCCCACGUUGGCGCCAACGGACUAAGCCAUGCAGGGAACUCGGAUCCGUAA
Molecule: messenger RNA, 1260 nt
Organism: Colletotrichum karsti
Lineage: Eukaryota; Fungi; Ascomycota; Sordariomycetes; Glomerellales; Glomerellaceae
Exons: 5
Coding region: 1-1260 (419 amino acids)
Source: RefSeq, a predicted model, not a curated record